AUGUAUAUGAAGGACACUUACCAGGCUUCUUAUAGACCAGUCAUAUAUCCAACCAAUAGUGAAAACUUAUGGGAAGAGACGUUAUACCCCAACAUACUACCACCACCAUUAAGAAGAGCAACAGAGAGGUCUAAGAGAAGAAGAAACAAAGAUAUUUAUGAAAAGAGAAAAGAUACAACAACUAUUAGUAGGAAAGAGCUGUCAAAUAAAUGCUCAAUGUGUGGUAAAUCUGGCCACAACAAAUCCUCAUGCCCAACUUCAUCAACAUCAAGACAACUUGAACAAUCCCAAACACAACCAAUCCAACCUUAA
This is a messenger RNA of Lathyrus sativus (Indian pea), 312 nucleotides long. Lineage: Eukaryota; Viridiplantae; Streptophyta; Magnoliopsida; Fabales; Fabaceae. The record is from the annotation of a GenBank genome assembly.